Molecule: messenger RNA, 2825 nt
Organism: Benincasa hispida (wax gourd)
Lineage: Eukaryota; Viridiplantae; Streptophyta; Magnoliopsida; Cucurbitales; Cucurbitaceae
Source: RefSeq, a predicted model, not a curated record
AUAUGAUAUUUCAAAAAAAAAAACGAAAAUAGAGUUCAAACGAACGAAAAAAUAAUAAUUAAAAAACAAAAUCUCAUAGAAGUUCGUGAAUGGCAACGCCGUGAUUUUUGUUCAAUAGACCAUCUCUGUAGCUGUUGCCGGUUUCAUCGACCGGCGGCGGGACGACACAACACUAUAUUUCGCGCGUGGAACACACGCUCCUCAACGAUUGGCCACGACCUCUCACGCCGUACUCAUCGGUUUACAAUUCUCCUCCUCGACGGUGAACGUUCACUCUCUUGUCGGACAUUUUCCCCUCUGCGACUGAAUCCUUUGCUAGGGUUUUGGCCGAUUGUCAGAGAUAGAGAGAAGUAGUCGUGAGUUGUUGUUGGCCCAUUCUACGCACAUCGCAUCGAGCAGAAAAUGAAGCUCAAGAAGCAAUCUGUCACCGAGAAAGACAUUUCCACUCUCUUACGGAGGUACUCUCCGACGACGGUGCUGGCGUUGUUACAAGAAGUGGCACAAGUUCCAGAAACGAAGAUUGAUUGGAACGAGUUGGUUAAAAAUACUUCGACCGGGAUUUCAAAUCCUCGGGAAUAUCAGAUGCUAUGGCGGCAUUUGGCUUAUCGUCAUGCGUUGCUUGAUGAUUUGGAAGAUGAGAAAGCACCCUUGGACGAUGACAGUGACUUAGAGUGUGAUUUGGAGCCGUUUCCAUCAGUCAGCUGCGAAACUUUAACAGAGGCUGCGGCGUGUGUGAAGGUAUUUAUCUCUUCUGGUUUUCCAAGUGACUUGAAUGUUCCAAGCAGUAGCACAAUAGAGGCUCCAUUAACUAUUAGCCUACCUAGAAGUUACACGGAUGGAGUUCAGUUUGAAAAUGUAGACCCUGCUUGCUCUAUAAAAGGUGCAAUCAUCACAGUUCCUGUUUCUGUUCAACGACAGCCAGUCCUUACCCCACCAUCUGCUGAAGGAGUGAAUAAUAAUGGAUCAACAUAUGGCAACAAUGCUUCUCGAAGGAAAAGAAAACCUUGGUCAGAGGCAGAAGAUCUUGAGUUGAUGGCUGCAGUGAAGAAAUGUGGUGAAGGGAAUUGGGCAAACAUCUUACGUGGAGACUUCUUGAGCGAUAGAACUGCUUCACAGCUAUCUCAGAGAUGGGCAAUCAUUAAAAAGAAGCAUGGAAAUUUGAAUGUGGGAGCGAGCACUGCUGGUACCCAGCUAUCUGAGGUGCAGCUGGCGGCGCGUCAUGCAAUGUCCUUAGCUCUGGAUAGGCAUGUUGGUAGCCUGAAAGCACAUCGAAUAAGUGGCUCAGCCAGUACAAAUACAAUUGGUAAUGGUAGUUCCCUCACUGCUGUUGCCACUUCGGAACAAGUGCAAGAUAAAUUACAUCAAAGCCCUACUCAUGUGAAACCAUCUUCCAUUGUAUCGUCAAGUCUAACAGCUAAAGCUCAAGUUACCACAUCCAAGAAGAUGAUUCCCAAGUCUUCUUUCGAUUCAGACUGUAUUGUUAGAGCUGCUGCAGUUGCUGCUGGGGCUCGCAUCGCUUCACCAGCAGAUGCUGCAUCUCUACUCAAGGCUGCUCAGUCAAAGAAUGCGAUCCACAUCAUGGCCAAAGUCCCUGCUUCAACCAAGAUACCCACUCCUGGCAGGGGACCAAACCAUUUAGAAGCUCAUCCUAGUAUUAAGCUACCCACCCUAUCUAACACUCCUGCGGCCAUCCCAUCUCUGUCUCGUGGUGGCCCCGUGAAGAUCACGUCUCCAACAACUGCCACACUAUCAAGUGUGCCAACAGAACAAAAUACUGCUGUAGCCUCUCUCACGGCUGCUGCUGAUCCAUUGUCAGAAAAGGAGAUCAAGACAGUGGAAGAAAUUAGAGGCCGUGGUUUAGGUGGUGUGCAGGCCACAUCCCAGAAGAAUGAACAUUGUCUUUCCAAACAAUCGUUAUCUGGGAGAGUUCAAGAAGAAAAGCCAGCAGACAUGGGACUAGCUUUGAAAAGACAAGCUACUGAGACUAAUAAUUGUAGUAGUAGUUCACAAAACAUGCCGACAGCUGACGGCAAUAUUAAAGUUGAAACUUGCAAUCAGGCAGAAGAGAGACAAAACAGCAAUACCAGUACGGUUUCCAUUCCCUCAGAUCAGCAAGGAAUCAUGAAUCAGUCACAGGUUGAGAGAUCUAAACCGCAGGACAUGGACAUUGACGGUGAUGGAAAUGAUAGACCUAUCACGAAAAUAGACGGAUGUAAUGAAAAUUCAGGGCACAAGGAGGCUGCAAGUGAGAUUGUGGAAGGAAACACCAAGGUUAAGGGCUAAAUUUAUCCUACUCCAGAUGGUGGGAACAAAUUCUUCAGAUACGAUGCAUAGGCAUUCUCGACGAUUUUCCUGUCAAGUUUAUCAAGAAGCAUAGUCGAUUAACCCAUUUUCGAUUUGAACGUGAGGGGAUUCUUCUUUGCUAGAAGUGCACUGCUAUUCGUGUGAUAUGUUCCUUUACUUGCAUCCUGCAUCGUGAUCAUGGCAAAGCAGCAGCCAUUUGACCUGAAAAGAAAGGAAGGACAGCAGCAUAUAAUCAGAAAUAUCUUCUGUACCUGUAUUUAUUUUGAUUUGUUGUUAAACUCUUGUUUUAAGUGUGUUUCAAACUUCAAAUUCUUCUGCCUCAUGACUGAUCCAUGUCAAGGUCUGGACUCAGGGUUUGCCGUUCAUAUGCUAACAUGGCAAACUUGGUAUCAUUGCUUUGACUUGAGUUCAAAUUUAGGUACUUGUAUAUCAAAUGCGUUAUGGAAAAAAAAGAAAAAAAUUAAAGUGGAUUUGGGUACGCCUCUUGAAGCGUAUUCGGUUUCAUCUUUCAUUUAUAAUAA